AUGCGACUGGAGCCACGGAUCGAGCGGCGAGCGGCCGCCACCCUCCUCGCCGCCGCCAGCGUUGCACCAACCCAUUUGGCGUACGCCGAUGCGCCAGCAACGCUGCGGAUCACUCGCUACUCCCACUUGGAGACGGUGCCUGCGACGAGCAAGAGGCUGAUCCUCUGCCGGCACGGCGAGACGCUCUUCAACAAGCUGCAUUUGCCACAGGGACGGCUCUUCGACGCAGCGCUGGACGGUGCGGGCCAAGCGCAGGCGGAGAAGCUAGGCGCUGCGGACGCCAUCGCUCGGGCCCGUCAGCCCGCCCGCCUGCGCGAGGCGCCGCGAGACGACCUUGACGAGGUGGAGGAUCUGGUGGUGCCGACCGAGGUCAGAAAGGCGUACGUCGCGACGCGCCUGCGAGCCUUUGGCGCGCUCAUCCAGCUCCAGCGCGCCCUGCGGCCGGGAGAGGCGGGCGCGUGGGUCACCCACUCGCGAUUUCUGCGCGUCGUUCUCGCGGCGGCCGCGGCGGAGGAGGCCAAGGCCCGCCCGGGCUUCCUGGACGAGUGGAAGCGAGCCUUCCCCGCCGGGUUCGCGAUCAGCAACGCCGGCAUCUCGUGCGUUGACCCGGUCAACCAGCCCGGCCAGCUGCCCGUCGCUCAGCCCGUCGCCCAGCCCGGCCAGCUGCCCGUCGCUCAGCCCGUCGCCACCACUGCCACCGGCCAACCCGUGGCUGCCACCGCCGCUGGCCAGCCCUUAGCCGUCCAGCCGGUUCCGAUCGUCGUCCAAGAGAUCCGACCGCAAGCCAUGACUCGCGAUGUCGAGGUUUUCGGCUUCGUCCUCAAGGACACGCGCAACAUCCACAACGCGAAGAGUCUCGCAGGCAUCUACUUCAGCUGCGUCCAUGACGACUCGUGGUUUCCGGGCGAUGCUAUGCUCGGCUGGUGGGCGUCGUGUCCCGCGCCCUGCCUCUCCUGCCGCCGCUUUUCCGCGCAGGACGACCACACCCUCGUGCUCGCCAACGGCUGCUGCUGCGGCUGCCCCGAGCCGGCGGGCCAAACCUUCCACCGCAACUGGGACGAGAAUGGGCAGCCGGGGCCGCCAAACUCAUUCAGUAGCGCAGCGGGCGGCGACAUGGAGUUCGGCGCGUGCAACGGGCUGUGCGCAGGCUCGAAUGGCCACUCCGGCUCGAUGUGCUACCUGCGGUGCGCUUAG
Messenger RNA from Emiliania huxleyi CCMP1516, 1194 nucleotides. RefSeq lists its product as hypothetical. Gene Ontology annotation, molecular function: catalytic activity. Lineage: Eukaryota; Haptophyta; Isochrysidales; Noelaerhabdaceae. Bases 1 to 1194 code for a protein of 397 amino acids. The transcript is spliced from 3 exons. The record is from RefSeq and is a predicted model, not a curated record.